AUGUGCAUCUCAUUCACCUCCAACUUCGCUAAGCUGGUCUUGGCCGUUACCCUCGUGCAAUCCAUCGCCCCCGUCUUGGCGGCGCCGAUCCCCGUUUCUAGCGCUAGCCGUACUACUGGCGCCCUUGCAACGAGCGUUCUCUCAGCCGUCGUCCCAACAUCCACAGGGCGUGUUACGCGCCCUGUUAAGGACAGGAUACCAAUCCCGAGCUCCCCUCAGGAUGCCAUCGACUAUGCACCCUUCAUCGUCCCGAGCUCCCCCCAAGACGCCAUUGACAGACCCGGCUACUUUGUAUCAAGGGAGAUGUCUUCAGACCCCGCGGCGGCGCUCUUGGAAACAUUGGAAGGUGCUCUUAGUGAAAUCGAAGGCAUGGUAGGCUCGCUUGGGCUUGGGUCGAUCGCUCCUCAGGCGACCGUUCCGACCGUCGCAGCCACCUCGGCCACGGCGGCGGCGAUGCCUUUGUCUCCUCCAACGGCACCGAUAGUCCCCGCCGCCAAUGGCUCAUCCACCAACGCAACCUCUGCCACCGCCGCAGCCGUGCCCGGACCCCCUUCGUCCGUUAGCACGAUCGCUCAGGCCUCCGCCCCUAUCCUCGCCGCUGCCGACAGUGCACCCGUGAUCGCCACCGACUCCGCCAGUGCCGCUGCAAAUACCGCCGCCGCCGCGCUGCCUUCGCCUGCACCCGAGGAACCCAGCGCGAUCGUCCCUAUCUCCGGCACGAACACUACUCCUCUCGGCGCUGCCACUGCGCCUGUGGCUGUCGCCACCGGGCCUGCCCAGCAAACCGAAGGCACCCUCAACACGGUCCUCGGUGACGUCCUUAUGAACGAGGUCGUCGAGGACGCGCUGGUCUCCGUCCUCAUGGCUGAGGACGGCGACGAUAACACGCCCGCUCCCACGGCUGCGCAACCAGCAGUCACUGCAGUCCAAGACGCGAGUCACUCCGUGCCCGACAACGAGAUCGCGGCCGUCAUGGUUAUACCGACCCCUUCCAUGGCGAUGCGGAACUUGGUCGACGACGCGAUCAACGAUAUCUUCGAUGUCGUUGACCCUGAUCCGACUCCUUAUCCCAACGGCGGUGGGAUCCAACACAGGCCAUACAGCUACUACGAGAAUCAAGGCCAAAACCAUGAUAGUCAGGGCUAUGAGGAGCGCUCUCCCAAAGUAGAAUUGCUCGGGGACGACCUCCUCGGUCUCGAGAUUGAUGGCCUGGAGUGAAGUUGCCUCUAC
Messenger RNA from Punctularia strigosozonata HHB-11173 SS5, 1230 nucleotides. RefSeq lists its product as uncharacterized. The coding region runs from base 1 to 1218 and encodes 405 amino acids. Lineage: Eukaryota; Fungi; Basidiomycota; Agaricomycetes; Corticiales; Punctulariaceae. The transcript is spliced from 2 exons. The record is from RefSeq and is a predicted model, not a curated record.